Messenger RNA from Malassezia restricta, 642 nucleotides. Its product is annotated as Ras-related protein Rab-11A. The transcript has a single exon. Gene Ontology annotation, biological process: exocytosis. The record is from RefSeq and is a predicted model, not a curated record. Gene Ontology annotation, cellular component: recycling endosome. Lineage: Eukaryota; Fungi; Basidiomycota; Malasseziomycetes; Malasseziales; Malasseziaceae. The coding region runs from base 1 to 642 and encodes 213 amino acids. Gene Ontology annotation, molecular function: GTPase activity; GTP binding.
AUGGCAGCCGAGUCGAACUAUGACUAUCUUUUCAAAGUGGUGCUGAUUGGUGACUCGGGCACGGGUAAGUCGAACUUGCUGUCUCGUUUCACGCGCAAUGAGUUCAGCCUCGAUAGCCGCAGCACCAUUGGUGUGGAAUUCGCGACUCGCAGCAUCAACUUGGACGGCAAGACGAUCAAGGCACAGAUUUGGGACACGGCCGGUCAGGAGCGCUACCGCGCGAUCACGUCCGCUUAUUACCGUGGAGCUGUGGGUGCGCUACUCGUCUACGACAUCGCCAAGCAUUCGACGUACAUCAAUGUGUCGCGCUGGCUCAAGGAGCUGCGUGACCAUGCGGACAGCAACAUUGUUGUGAUGCUGGUCGGCAACAAAAGCGACUUGAAGCACCUGCGUGCUGUGCCGACCGACGAGGCAAAGGCAUUCGCGGCCGAAAACAACCUGUCGUUCAUCGAGACCUCGGCCCUGGACGCCUCCAACGUGGAGCAGGCCUUCCAAAACAUUCUGACGGAAAUCUACCAUAUCGUGUCGAACAAGGCACUGCAGUCGUCAGACGAUGUCAUUAAGCCCAGCGGUGGUGAGACGAUUUCCGUCCAGCCAUCCACUGACGACGGUGGCCAGCCAAAGAAGGGCGGUUGCUGCUAA